Annulohypoxylon maeteangense is the source of this 597-nucleotide messenger RNA. RefSeq lists its product as uncharacterized. The record is from RefSeq and is a predicted model, not a curated record. The transcript has a single exon. Lineage: Eukaryota; Fungi; Ascomycota; Sordariomycetes; Xylariales; Hypoxylaceae. The coding region runs from base 1 to 597 and encodes 198 amino acids.
AUGUGCAGCUACUGGGAAAUCUGCACCUACAACUGCGGGCACGAAGAAGUCGCCCCCAACCCCAUCGAAAGCAGUUUCUGCCUCUUCCGGACCCCAGGGAUCUGCACACGCGAGCUGGGCCGUUUCCGCAUUCUCGAAACACACGUCAACAACUGGUGUCCACAAUGCAACGCAAUAUCCGCGUUCAACAAGCACAAGCAGCCAGCGCGGGGCACAUAUAUCGCGACCCCCUGCGCACAGCCCGACGAGCUCUCACGCCAGCGCGCGGUCCGGAGUAAGCUCGUCGGCACGCAGUUCAUGCCGGGGCGAGUACCUACGCAGAUGCGGCUAAGACAGCUAAACGCCAUAGCGAACCGGGCGCUGCAGAGCCAGAUGAAGCGGGGGGACUCGUUUGCCGCUCCGGUGUUGGCUUGGGUGUUGCGGUAUAUCGCGUCGCUGCCGCCGUGGAUGGACCGGCCGGGGCUGGCGAGGGAGUUAAGGCCGUGGCUUGCGCCGUUGCUGGAUGAGGAGCAUCAGACGUGUGUGCGGCCGGCGCUGAGGACGAUGGAGUGCGAGGAUUACCUGGAUGAUGUUAUGGUUUGGACACGGAGCUUCUAG